Anopheles moucheti is the source of this 4154-nucleotide messenger RNA. RefSeq names its product FERM, ARHGEF and pleckstrin domain-containing protein 2 (gene Cdep). Bases 343 to 3777 code for a protein of 1144 amino acids. Gene Ontology annotation, cellular component: cytoskeleton. The transcript has 15 exons. NCBI's taxonomy places the organism in Eukaryota, Metazoa, Arthropoda, Insecta, Diptera, Culicidae. Gene Ontology annotation, molecular function: guanyl-nucleotide exchange factor activity; cytoskeletal protein binding. The record is from RefSeq and is a predicted model, not a curated record.
UUUACGAACAUCAUUACGACACGGACAACGACACAUGUUGUGUUUGUUUUUCCGCGAUCAAGUGCGCGCGCGAUCAAGCCGAGGAGCUGGUCGAGAGUAGCGGCUAGCUGAAUUUCAUCUUUCGACGGUACAUGUUGGCCGAUGUUUGUUUUUCACUGCUCGUUUCUGUCGCUGUAGGCCGUGAAGCUCAAGAGCGUGAAUGAAAUCAGUGCCAAAAAAUACCAAAAGACAUAACACGCGAACAGUUGGUGGUGUAUGUUAAGCUUGCGGUAGAAGCUGGUGGAUAAGGAAAUUAUAAAACAUUCGCUUGAGUUAAGUGUGUGCAGAAGACAGUAAGUCAAAAUGUCGCUGGAUUCCAUGGGUCCUUCUGCAGGAGGUGGCAGUUCCGGUGUCGGUACACUGUCAGGCACUAGGAUGAUACACUCUCUAAGCACACCGUCCGGUGUGGACGGAACUGUGUCUGCAUCCCAUUCUCGCGGAGGAAAGAAACUGGCUGUGCGCAUCCAAAUGUUGGAUGAUUCGGUCACCAUGUUUCAAGUGCAGGCAAAAGCGACGGGCAAAGUGCUGUUUGAACAAGUGUGUCGACAGUUAAAUCUUCUGGAAGCCGAUUAUUUUGGGCUAGAGUACCAAGAAGCACCAUCUGGCACCAAAUACUGGCUGGACCUGGAAAAGUCCCUUAACCGGCAGGUCGGUCUAUCGUUGAUAGAGCCAGUGUUACGGUUCUGCGUAAAGUUCUACACACCUGAUCCGCUGCAGUUAGAGGAAGAAUAUACACGCUAUUUGUUCUGUCUGCAAGUGAAGCGAGAUCUUGCCACGGGCAGCUUGCAGUGCAACGACAAUACAGCAGCUCUCAUGGCAAGCUACAUUGUGCAAGCGUCCUGUGGAGAUUAUGCAGCAGAGGACUAUCCCGAUCAUACCUAUCUGUCGUCGUACCGGUUUGUGCCCCAACAAGAUCAUACAAUGCAGAGAAGAAUUAUGGAGAACCACAAGAAGCAUGUAGGUCAAUCGCCGGCUGAGGCAGAUUUAAAUCUGUUAGAAACGGCGCGACGGUGUGAGCUGUACGGCAUGAAGAUGCACCCUGCCAAAGAUCACGAUGGCGUCCCAUUGAAUCUGGCCGUGGCUCACAUGGGCAUUGCUGUUUUCCAGGGCAUAACGAGAAUCAACACCUUCUCGUGGGCGAAGAUUCGUAAAAUAUCAUUCAAGCGUAAACGUUUCCUGAUUAAAUUACAUCCCGAAAAUUAUGUGUACCACAAAGAUACAGUUGAAUUUUUCUUCGAGGGUCGUAAUGAGUGCAAGAACUUCUGGAAAAAGUGCGUCGAAAAUCAUGGCUUUUUCCGUUGCACUGCCGUUCAGAACGUGCAGCGUCGCAAAGCCAGGGUACUGUCCAGAGGAAGCUCAUUCAGGUAUAGCGGUAAAACUCAAAAACAAAUCAUAGAAUUUGUGCGCGACAAUUAUGUAAAGCGACAAACAUUUCAAAGGUCUCAGUCUUUUCGGCAGGGUCCUCUACAUUCAAGUAACAGAAGUCAAUCACGCACUUCAUGUAAUGUGAAUCAAAGCAUCUCGGCUCAUCCUUUACUUCCGAUCGAAACCGCGGAAUGGGAACGUCGCAGUCAGAGCAACGUAUUGAGGACGCCUUCUCAGACGAGGAGACAAGUGGAUAUGGAGGUGGAUCGCCUACCCAGCAGUCCUACCGGCCACAAUCGUUCUCAGCUCACGGAAGCCCAGGUGGAGACCUAUCCGAUGAAGAGCUAUACCCAGCAAAUGGGAAUGGAGGGCUCGGGUCACACGCCGCUGCAGGACUCGAGUCAAUCUGCAUCCCCGGGGGGCACAUGGAGUUCGCCGUACCACAACAGCAACAGCAGCAGCCAUGUGCGAGAAGCCGAUCGGGCUCGUGUACGUCAAGACGGUCACAGUUCCGGUACUGAUGAUUAUCACGGUAUCAACGGCAAUGUUUCGCUUGAUCGACGCAGCGAAAUUGUGCAAUCGCCCAACCGGUACGAUCUGGCCCUGGGCACUGCGGACAAAACGAACAACAAUUCCCUGUCCCGGGGUGAUACCGGAUGCUACGAUCUGGGCAGUGCGGAAGCUCGAGCUAGGAACAAUGGCCACUUCGGUGGUAGCAACGGUGGUGCAUUGCACACGGUGGAUGAAAACAUGAUCAACAACAACUACCAAAACCAGCACACAAACGGUCAAACGUCGUCCGGUGUGGGUAACGGCAACAGUGGAACACUUCGCUCAAUUGAUGAGGAAAUGCGUAAGAAGAAGUGGCCUACCGAUCGGGCGUACUUCCUCGCGAAAGAACUGCUCAUGACGGAGCGAACGUACAAGAAGGAUUUGGACGUGAUUAAUACGUGGUUCCGUGAGGAGCUUACGCCAGAAGAUUUGGAAAACCUACAACCCUUGUUUCAGUAUUUUGAGUCUAUGUUGGAGCAUCACAGUGUUUUUCUGCGCGAUCUCGAGCAUCGAAUAUUGCUGUGGGAAGGACGCGGAGGUCACGAAACGCAUCGAAUCGGUGAUGUAAUGCUGAAAAAUAUGGUCGUUUUGCCUAUUUACGACGAGUACGUUGAGAGUCAUCGGGAAAUUUUGGAGCGUCUGAACGAUCUGUACGAUAACGAUGAAAAGUUCCAGCAGACGUACCGGGAGUUUGAAAUGCAGAAGGUUUGCUAUCUGCCCAUCAGCUAUUUCAUUCUGAAGCCACUGCACCGACUGUUGCAUUACGAGCUGCUGCUGGAGCUGCUGCUAACGCAUUACGGUGAAGAGCAUUUCGAUCGUACCGAUUGCCACGGUACGCUGAUGAUGUUGACCCGCACGACCGAGGUCAUACGACGCGAGCUUACGGCGUCGGAAAAUCACAGCUUGUUGUGUGAAAUUCAGCGCGAUAUCGAUGGGUACGAUGGGUUGGUCCAGCCGGACCGUAAGCUCAUCCGGCAGGGCUGUUUACUGAAGCAUUCCAAGCGUGGCCUGCAGCAACGUAUGUUCUUCCUAUUUUCCGACGUUUUACUGUACGCCGUAAAGUCACCGGUGACGCAGACGUUCAAGGUGCUCGGCCAUGUGCCCGUGCGUUCGCUGCUGACGGAAAACGCAGAACACAAUGCGUUUGUGAUAUUUGGCGGGCAACGGGCAAUCACUGUGAGUGCAAGCACUACGGUCGAGAAAACGAUUUGGCUAGAGGAAUUGGCGAAAGCGGCCAACAGCUUGAAGUAUAAGCCCCAGACACAGUUGCCAAUCGUGUCGAUCAAAACAUGCACAUCGUCUGAAGAAAAUCUGGAAGCUUGCGGCCUGAACAGUGCGCUUGUGGCACAGGUGGCAGCAAAGCAGCCAUCGCCCCGCAACAAUACAGCUCUGCACGUGUGCUGGCAUCGUGGCGUUACGAUUUGUCUCGAUGACCAUCUGCGCUCCGGUAGAAAUCAAAUAUCUGGCUACCUGUUGCGAAAGUUUAAGAACAGUUCUGGCUGGCAGAAGCUUUGGGUCGUGCUGACAUCGUUUUGUCUGUACUUCUACAAGAGUUACUCGGAUGAUGCGGCUCUCGCAAGUUUGCCGCUGCUAGGGUACACAGUGGGACCGCCAGGAAUACAAGAUGCGGUGCAGAAGGAGUACGUUUUUAAGCUAUCGUUCAAAAACCACACCUAUUUCUUCCGCGCUGAGAGUGAGCAUACGUACAAUAGAUGGAUGGAGGUACUGCGAAGUGCCACGCAAAUUCAGGAAUCCCGCUCUUCGCCUACAAUCAACUCGAACAAUCUUAUCAAUAACAACGCUAACAUCGAAUCUAACUAAAGCAUCCCUACACAACUGGGGAGGCCAUCGAAACAAGUGUCCAAGGAACAAAUCUUCAAAGAUUGGGGCGAUUCGUGAGCUUUAUUUAAGCAGGACCUUCGAUCGAUGUAUCAUCUUCUACAUUCAACGCAUCAUUUUGAACCGUGUGAUUGAUAAAAUCAAUCGUAUCCCAUGAUUUGUGCAUGAUAUCGCCUAUCGCGAAGCAAACUAUUUUUACUUUAUGUAAACAAACCUAUCUAACUGAUCAGAACGUUCCCUCCGUUUCGCUUUUUGAUGCGGUUUUGCGCAUUUAAUGGAAGAUUUCAUUAUUCGCCCCGGUUCUUCUCGCGAACAAAAAAAAAAAAGCAAGUGAUUGUGGUAACAAUAAUGACCGGGUA